AGGGUAUGUGGCUGGGGCUUCGCCGGCCUCACUAUGUCUGCCAUUUUCAAUUUUCAGAGUCUGUUGACUGUGAUCUUGCUGCUUAUAUGUACCUGUGCUUAUAUCCGAUCCUUGGCACCCAGCCUCCUGGACAGAAAUAAAACUGGAUUGUUGGGUACAUUUUGGAAGUGUGCCAGAAUUAGUGAACGGAAGAGUCCUUAUGUUGCAAUAUGCUGUAUAGUGAUGGCCUUCAGCAUCCUCUUCAUACAGUAGCUUGGGAAAAUGCCAGAAUUUUAUUGUCAUCAGAUUUCAGUAUGAAAAAAAGGACUUAGCUGCAGAAAAUAAUGGAAAGAAGGG
Molecule: messenger RNA, 336 nt
Organism: Diceros bicornis minor
Lineage: Eukaryota; Metazoa; Chordata; Mammalia; Perissodactyla; Rhinocerotidae
Product: protein kish-A-like
Exons: 1
Coding region: 34-252 (72 amino acids)
Biological process (GO): intracellular transport; protein secretion
Source: RefSeq, a predicted model, not a curated record